GGGAUCAUGGCGGCCGCGCGGCUGCUGGUGCGGCUCAGCCCCGCGCCCGCCGCCGGCGACAAGGCGAUCCUCAAGCUCCAGGCGUAUUUCCAGUCGGGAAAGCGGUCGGGGGGCGGCGAGUGCAACGUGUGCGCGGGCCCCCGGCCCGGCACCUACUGGGUGCAGUUCUCUAAGGAGCAAGACAGGAGGAAUGUGGAAUCCCGCACAAAACACACCUUGGAGCUCGGUGCAAGAUGCCUGGAAAUAGUCAUUCUGUCGGGAGAAGGGGAGCCGGGUAAGAGCCGGGCUGCAGCGCAGGCCUCUGCCAGCUACAACAAGGUCGCUGCCAGCCCUUCCCUGCCCCAGCAGGAGCAGCGGGACAGCGGAGGCUAUGGGGCCACAGCAAAGGAAGACCUUACCAAAAAGAUAUUUCUUACAGUAUCUGCUACUUUGAAUACCAGUGUGUUCACUGAAGACCAAAGGGAGAAGAUUACCAUUAUGUGUCCAAACUUAAAGAGAGAGGGAAACCCUGCCGUGGAUGGCUCUGAGAAAUUGACAGGAGAUUUUACAGAUAUUGAAAAAGCUUAUCACUAUUUUGAAGAUAUCCUUGCAGGCAAAGACUCAAACCAUGAUUUUUCACAUUCUGCAUGUAAGAAUGGUUUGAAGGAUGAAAAUAGCCUGAAUACUGAAGAAGUUGUUGAGAUUCCAGUUGUGACAACUCUCUAUGAGUAUUUUAGUCAUGCCCGCAAAGAAGAAAUCAAAGAACUACACAAAAGGUUUGGAGCACAUAUAAAAACUAAAGGUCAUGAGGAGGAUAACACAUUAAUACACAUAUCUUCUGAUCAAAGUCCUGCAUUGUUACAAGCAGCUAGUGAUUAUUUUAUCAGAACUUUUCAGAAAGCUACAGAAAAUCUGACAGAGGAAAUAGUUCCCAUAACAAACAGUUACACAUUAGAAGAGACAAUAAUGAAAUUGAAUGAAAAGUUUAAAAAUCUUCUUGCUAAAGAGGAAGGGAAUCAGUUGCUACUCCGUGGUCCAGGGAGUGAGAUUUUAGCUGCCCAAAAAUUUCUAGCAAAGGAAGGUGAGAACAGCCAAGCUGAAAAGAAUAUAAAAAUAUCAUCUGAAUGGUACAAAUACAGGAAUGGAGUUGAAGUUGAUGCUUCUGUGUUUAAAUUGUUGGAAACCAUACUAAGCAAAGAAAUUGAAAACAUAAAUGGCAAAUUUGAUACACUGGUAAAAAUAAAAGAGAAUUCAUAUGGCCAGAAGGUCAUAAUAUUUAGGCCUAAAUCCAAAACUUCUGAUCUGUCAUCACAUGCUACUGAAAGUUUUAUCAGUGAAUUUCAGAGUGCCUCUGCAAUGUUAAGAGAAAAAAUCAUCAGUGUGAAGCUUUCAGAAGAUCAGAAGAAAACUUUAAACAUGCUACUUAAUGCAAAGAAAUUUGAAGAUCUUAAUGUACAACUUAAGAAGAACAAAGAUAAGUUAAUCAUAAUGGGUUUACCAGACCAUCUUUAUGCUGCUGAAGAGAACAUUAAGUCCCUUCUUAACACUGAAGGGACACAAACUAGAAAUAGAGCACUACUGUUCUCUGACCUCAGCUCUCAAGAAGCUACAGGAGCAUCUAAGAAGUCCAGUGUUAGGCAAAAGAAUAACCUUUUUUCUGAAGGACAGACUCAGGCAAAGACAGAAGAAAAAGAAGAUGAUGAGUGUCCUAUUUGCAGGGAUACAAUUGAAAAUAAAGAAAUACUAGAAAGGUGCAAACAUGCAUUUUGCAAAAUUUGCAUUGACAGAGCCAUGACUUACAAACAAGCUUGUCCAGUUUGUAAUACUGUCUGUGGAGUCCUGAUGGGAAACCAACCGGAGGGAACAAUGUCAAAUACAACAACUAAUACCUCUCUUCCUGGUUAUCCCUAUUGUGGCACUAUUGUAAUUGACUAUAAUAUGAAAGGUGGUAUUCAAACUAGCAGCCAUCCAAACCCAGGGCAGCCUUAUGGGCCAGUUCACCGAACAGCGUAUUUACCUGACAAUGAGGAAGGGCGAGAAAUUCUGCAGCUCCUCAAAAGGGCCUUUAACCAAAAAUUGAUUUUCACAGUGGGGCAGUCACAUACUACUGGUGCAGAGAAUGUUAUCACAUGGAAUGAUAUUCACCACAAAACUGCCACGAUGGGAGGACCUACCCUGUUUGGUUACCCGGAUUCUUCUUAUCUGCAGCGCGUUCGAUCAGAAUUGAAAGCAAAAGGAAUUGAAUAAGAAAAUCUAUCAACUCUCAAGUGUAAUGACUAAGCAUACAGCAGUUAAUGUACUGCUCAAGCUCUGAGGGAAGUUACUUUGUUUAACUACUGUACUUAAAUCAUUUGUUAGGUAAAAAACAAUCACAGUUAGGUAAGAAAAGUAAUUUUUUCUCAUCAAACAAUGUAUGUUCUUUUCACAAAUAUUUUACUUCCCUCUAUAUAUAGCCUUUACAGUAUUUAGUUCUUGUGAGAUUGCAUUUUGUAUAUCUUGCUUUACUAGCAAAUCUGAUUUGAACUUUUCCCCAUAACUUUUUCAAAUUUGCAAAACCUUUAGAUCCACUACUAGCUUUUAUUAGAUGAAGCACUUCUCCUAGCUUUGCAUUAUGAUGUCUGUCAGCAUGGCUGGCAUCAUGUAACCCGUCUAAUCUAAAAUUUGUAUGCAGCUAUGACUGUUAGCUGUGAUAAGGCUAUGGACUUUUGCUUCUUUUCAUGGUAGAAAUGGCCUUAGUGAUUUGGGUUUUACAUGUGAAAUUAGCUAUGGAUCAUGUACAAGGGGGUACAUGGAUGCUUAGCUUUGCAGAAGUGCUGAAUACUGAGAGCUGUGUUGGAGUCAAUGGGAAGUUAGAGUGUCAUAUCUAAUAGUGGGCUCCUGGUUAUGUGCCUGCCAUAGUGCUUAAACUUAAAUACAACUUCUAAAUCAGUUUUUCAACUAUAAAACUGUAUUCUUUCAAUUGCAUUCAAUAUAGGUUUAAAUUGUAUCAUAAAGAUACUCUGCAGUGCUUAAAUAACCUGCUAAUUAUCUGUGUGGAGGUAUGUCACACAGACAUCAUUUUUAGUAAGUUGAACCAUUUUGCUAAGGCUAUUGAGCACAACUAAUAAAGAAAAUAUGAAAAUA
This is a messenger RNA of Lonchura striata (white-rumped munia), 3102 nucleotides long. RefSeq names its product deltex E3 ubiquitin ligase 3L (gene DTX3L). NCBI's taxonomy places the organism in Eukaryota, Metazoa, Chordata, Aves, Passeriformes, Estrildidae. The record is from RefSeq and is a predicted model, not a curated record. Gene Ontology annotation, biological process: protein ubiquitination; Notch signaling pathway.